AUGGAAUUGUCAAAGUGGUUGCUUGAUCAAGCAUUCACACCAGAGCACAGUUUCCCAGUUUUUGGAAUAGUUCCGAGUGAGAAAGACUUGCGUCAAGGAAAUGAAUUUGGAUUGAUUCAAAAGAUUUUACUUGAACAAAUAUCAAGAAAAAGGCAUGGCAAAUACUCUCUUGAGGCCGCAAUUUCAAUAAUUGAACUGUGGUACCAUGAUUUCCAUCCAACAAUUUGGGAAAAGAUCAAGAAUAACCAUGAUGGUUGCAGCCCAGAAAUAUAUCUGGUCUUGAUUUUAUACAAAGCCAUUGAUUCAGGAAUUACUGUCCAAGAAGAUGAGGAAAUCCUCACAGAAUGGGAUAGCUUAGAUGAUUUGAAAAUUCCAAAUCUAAGAAAAUUCCCAUUCACAAUGAAACCUGAAAGGUUUUUUACAAAGGGUCUAUCUGGAGAUGGAUCAAUCAAUCCGCCAAUUGACAUUCUCAAAAUAAAACAAAGUGAUUUUGAACCAAAUUCAAUCAAAGUUGAAGGUUUACCUGCAAGAGUUUGGAAAUACAAAAAUAAAUCUGAAACACAAAUAUUCAAAUAUAGAAUAAGACUUGAAGAUGGGUCAAAAGCCUCUAGAUUGAAUAAUGUGAUAAGCAGGUUCAAUCUCCUUGAUACCCACUUGAAAAUAUGCCACAGAGAAAUACUAUGCCACAUGAACUCACAAGGAAAGGAAGUGGUGGAAGAUGCACUGAAUUCUUUUAGUGAUUGGUUCAAGAGAGUCCUCACUGGAAAAGAGGAUCAAAGCCUUCCAAUAAUAGGAGAUAUAGAAACAGGAAAAGUUCAGUUGAAUUGGGAAGACUUUGGAAAAGUUCAAAUAUACAUGGGGAGGUAA
Molecule: messenger RNA, 867 nt
Organism: Puccinia graminis f. sp. tritici CRL 75-36-700-3
Lineage: Eukaryota; Fungi; Basidiomycota; Pucciniomycetes; Pucciniales; Pucciniaceae
Exons: 2
Coding region: 1-867 (288 amino acids)
Source: RefSeq, a predicted model, not a curated record